AAUGUGAAUGAGCAGCAGCCCUACAACGUUGCGGCGUGUUUCACACCGUCUGUGUUAGUAACGACAUGGACUGAACAAACUUCACUGGACUGAAACUGAGAGACGGAGACCGCGGGAAACUUCACACAUGAGGAUAUUCACUUCAGCUGGACCACAAACAACGACACUGUUUAACGCAGAAGACAAGUUUAAUGUGCGAACAAACCCAUGGAACUUACAUGUUUGACGCUGAAUGUUUCAGAGCUCUGGAAGAACCAAACCUAUCAAAGCAAAUGAAGUUUUAAAGAGCAGUAACGCUGACGAUACUCCACACAGCGGGCUCUGGUUUUGUUCUUAACCGUUUCAAGCGAUUUAUAAAGUAUGUUUAAGAAUAUUUUAAGCGUUUUGGGGAAUAUUUGUUGCAACUUUCAAGUGGAGGAAAAACCAUAAAGCCAUCGACGGAGUGACACCUCCAGUUUAUCAUCACAGUCAAGUGCCUCAGAAAGGUGGGGUAUGUGUGAUGGUAUGUGAGAGUUUACCAUGGUACAGAAGAAACUCUGGCUUCUGAAUGUCACCAUCGCAGCCGCCCUUUUUUUACUGUGUCCUUCUCUGAGCGCUGAACCGGUGGUCCGGGGAAGGGUCGGGGGUUUUGCUGAGCUGGACUGCAGUCUGACUCCUCCAUCAGACGGGCCCACCACUCCAAAUCUCUUUCCCUUACAUGUGGUGGAGUGGGUCCGGCUGGGAUACAAUGUCCCCAUCCUCAUUAAAUUUGGCGGCUACACCCCACGAGUGCAUCCGAACUACAAAGGUCGUGUGUCAUUGAGCCGUGGCGCUUCUCUUCUGGUGGAUAAGUUGACUCUGGAGGAUGAGGGCUGGUUCGAAUGUCGGAUUCUCCUGCUGGAUAGAACCUCAGAUGAGUUUCAGAACGGCACAUGGAACUUCCUUUCCAUCUCAGCUCCUCCAGUGUUUGUAAAGACUCCUCCUGCCUUUCUGGAGGUCAUGUUGGGUGAAUCGCUCACCCUCCACUGUGAUGCUCAUGGAAACCCCAAGCCCACCAUCAUCUGGAGAAAAGAUGGCAGUGCCGCUGAGAAACAAGAAGCAAUUCAGGUACUCAAUGAAACCUUGUCUUUAACCAAGGUUACCAGGGAGACGGCAGGAAUAUACAAGUGUCACGUAUCCAAUUCAGAAGGGAACCUUACCCACACCACCCAGCUGCAGGUCAAAGGUCCUCCAAUUAUCAUAAUUUCCCCUGAGGACACCACCAUGAAUAUGUCCCAGGAUGCAGUUCUGCAAUGCCAAGCAGAAGCGUAUCCUUCUAACCUCACGUAUGAGUGGUGGAAACAAGACCAAAACGUGUUUCACAUUGAAGUUCUGAAAUCACGGGUAAAAAUCCUAGUGGACGGGACCCUCCUCAUUUCAGGUCUUAUACCUGAGGAUUCUGGGAAUUACACCUGCACACCCACCAAUGGUCUAAUGACCCCUCCCUCUGCGUCUGCCUACCUCAAAGUUAAACAUCCUGCACGAGUGGUUCGGAUGCCCCGUGAGACUUAUCUUCCCGUGGGAAUGGGGGGAAAGAUCAUAUGCCCAGUUCAAGCCGAGCCCCCUGUGCUGUAUGUUAAUUGGACCAAAGAUGGAGCUUCCCUGGACCUGGAGCAGUAUCCAGGAUGGAUGGUCAACUCAGAGGGCUCAGUGUUCAUAACUGCAGCAAAUGAUGAUGCAGUGGGCAUGUAUACCUGUACAGCCUAUAACAGUUAUGGGACCAUGGGCCAAUCAGAACCUACCAAAGUUAUCCUGAAGGAUCCCCCUUCCUUCCGUGUCUCGCCCCGUGCAGAGUACCUACAAGAAGUAGGUAGGGAGCUGGUUAUACCCUGUCAAUCUGAGGGAGACCCCGCCCCUAACAUCACAUGGAUUAAAGUUGGUCCUGCCCCUCGCACUCCGUUUACAGUCCUGUCCAAUGGCUCUCUGGUCCUGCGUCCACUCAGUAAGGACCACCAGGGGGCGUGGGAGUGUCGUGCCACCAACCGUGUGGCCACUGUCAGUGUGGCAACCAUGAUUUUAGUGCUAGGCACAAGUCCCCAUGCUGUUACCUCCGUGUCUGUGGAUCCAGGGAUUAGUCAGGCCAAUGUGUCCUGGGAGCCAGGCUUUGAUGGAGGAUACACUCAGAGAUUUACUGUUUGGAUAAAGCCCACUGUGAGAGGCAAGCAUGAAUGGGCAUCAAUCCCUGUGCCAACAACCAAAACCUCCCUGCUGGUGACGGGUCUGCAAGCUUUCACUAGUUACCAGUUCAGCGUUCUUGCCCAAAACAAGUUGGGCUCUGGCCCAUUCAGUGAGAUUGUCACAAUUACAACACUGGCACCUCCAACAGAAGCUCCUACUAUGGUAACCACCAUUGCAGUGUUGCCCCCUCCCACCUUGCUGUCAGCCAAUCGUACAUCACUAGGUGUUUUGCUGCAAUGGCUGCUACCUCUAGAAGAGUCUCCACCAUUAACUUCCUUUGUACUUCAAGCAAAGCGGGGAAAGGGGGAGUGGGUCACUAUAGACAGAGAGAUUGCUGUCAACGUGACCGAAUUGAUUGUACAGGGACUUGUUAAGGACUCCAACUACGAGUUGCGUCUUCUGUCUCGCAGAGACAAACUGGUUAGUGUGCCCAGUGACUCAGUUGUCAUCUCAACUGAAGGAAUGGAGAUGUAUCCGGCAGCGCCGAGUCUAUUGGCCUUUGUUCCUGAGCCUCUGCUGGCUGGUGUGAUUGGGGGUGUGUGUUUCCUGUUUGUUGCCAUCAUCCUUUCUCUGGUGACAGCCUGCAUUAUGAACAACAGAAGGGGACAGCGGCGAAGGAAAAAGAGAGAUGAUAUACCCUCUGCCUUCCAGAAGAGUUCGUCUCCACAAGCUCACUCGCCUUCUGACAGUCCCGACAGUGUGCUGAAGUUAAAACUGUGCCCUCCUUUAAACUUCUUCCCCAACUCAUCCUCUUCUGAUCGUUCAGACCGUUCCUCCUUUGAAAAAGGCAGCCGCAGUGAGUACCAAGAUCAGAGAAAGCAGCUCCUGUCCUCAUCCUCUCCACCUCCACGCUACACCCUGUGUGAGAGCCACUUUGGCGGAUCUCCCUCACCCACAUCUGCUAUUGAGUCCAUAUCCAGAAGUCCUGAUGGCCGCUUUGUUAUCCAACCCGAUCUAGAAAACUCCACAUCAACCCACAUAAAAAAGAACCUCAAAAAAGAGUUCCCACAAUCGCCUGGUAGAGGGAGUAACAGUGGAUCUUUUAAAGAGUCCAACAAAUCAAAUCCUGUAAGUUCAGAGAGGGAUGAACAGAGAGAGAUGCUGUCAGCAUUGACGGUGGACCCUCCAGACUCAGAGAGACCCCAUCACUCCCCUGGCAGGGUGAAGGCAAUGGCCAGAAACUUCUCCCGUCAUGGCUGUUUCUACUCUGAUGAUGAGCAGGGCUGCUCUGAGACCUUGUUGGAGAAGGCCAGCUUUUAUUCAGACUGCAGUGAAAAGAGGGUAAGUGACUCACUAAAAAAAUACCGGAGUGCCAGUCAUAGGGAGGACAUAUUCCCCAGCUUAACCAGGAGAGCCCGAGCUUUGGAGAGAGAGAGGCUGCUCAACCAGACACGUUACAAGCCCAUCAUUGGAGACAGCCAGCUGACAGAGUCCAGCACUAUGGUAACUCAACUGGAUGGUGAAAGAGAGAGGGACAACUUAAGCAAAUGUUUAAAGCUGGUGAAGGAACGUGAGCAAAUGGAGAGGGAACUAGAACACUAUACGGCCAGCCGAAGGGCACAGGCACAUGAGCAAGAACAGAGGCGGGCCAAGUCUGCAAGUCCCUUAAGAAAAUGGACAGGUGUUGAGUCUGAAGACCCUAUUUGGAAGCCCCAAAACAUCCAUUUACGACAAAAAAACAGACCCAGCAGCCUGGCCCAGCAUGUAUCGGACUAUAGGAGGGGCUGUUAUUUUGGCAACACCAGCAGUCCCAUGGAGAGACUUCCCUCCGCUUCUUCCUCAUACAUCCAGUGGGACAUAAGCCCUGUGACAUCUCCCACUAGCCUGGUGCCAGUGCAGAGCCUUUCCGAAGGGAACACACCUCAUUCACUCUACCCUCACACACGUCAACAAGGCAUUGCCAAUCUAGAAGAUUCACUGGCAACAGAUGUCUCUUGUUCACCAGCCACACAAUAUACCUCUCUCUCACUUUUCUCUCCUACCAGGGACAUACCCCCUCCCAGUAAAACCAGCCUGACUGGGGCACGAGCUAGACACCCGGAAAUUCACCUGGAAGAGGAGCAGGAGCUGCCCAACAGGACUUUAGCUCAGGAAAGUUGGUUGCAAGAAAGAAAAAUGGAAAAAGAGGCUCCAGCAUUUAGAUCAACAUCCCCUGCUCGCUUGAGUCCUCAAUCAUCUGAGCUGCACCAAGAGGUGGCAGGAAGAGAUAGAGAUCCUUGUCCUAACCCACAUUACCUUGAUCCCAGGACUCAAAGUGUUACAGACUCGGAGGAACUAAGGGCUGUUCAAAAAGACAAACUGAGUCGUAAUCCAUCAGGUUGCUCUACAUUGCCCUACGAUCAUCAGAAAGCAGGAGCAAAGGAAAAAGUGAUGGUGGUAGUGAGUGAUGAUUCCAGCUCCAUAUUGCCAUACAAUGAGCUAGAGAAAGAGGGUAUCAGGGCUCGAUCCCGAAAGAGUGACAGAUGUGUCUUCAGUGAAAGCCCUAGUCGAAUAUCACCCCUGACCCUGUUGGAAAAUGAGGCAGAAAGUGAUCAGUCAAAUUUAUCGAGAAUGUCAGAAUUAAUGAAAGCUAAGCUUGCUCCCCAACCAGCCCGGAUGUCCCCACUGCAGACCAGCACUAUCCUGGAAUACCUGAGUCUUCCAGGUUUCAUUGAAAUGAGUGUAGAUGAUCCUGUUGAAGUGACUGAGCCUUCGGAAUCUGUUGAAUCCAGUGUUGAGACAGAAACUAGAACACUGUUAAGAGAUGAGCCUGAUGUUGUACCCAAAAUUUGGGAAAAACAUGAUCAGGAGCACUCUGGGACCAAUAUUAGUCAUCACAAUGGGGCUGUUCAUGACCACAGCACCUGAAUGUACUAGUGGGACACCGUGAACCUGGAAAUAUUCCGAUUUCUAAACCUUGUUCACAAUUACAGGCACGAGAUACACAUGUUAAAUCAGGCACCUCAGACACAAUCAAGAAAGGUUUCUCUCCAUCUAAAGAAAAG
This is a messenger RNA of Ctenopharyngodon idella (grass carp), 5180 nucleotides long. It is a transcript of the gene igsf9b, whose product is annotated as immunoglobulin superfamily, member 9b. Bases 520 to 5043 code for a protein of 1507 amino acids. Gene Ontology annotation, biological process: cell-cell adhesion. The transcript has 19 exons. The record is from RefSeq and is a predicted model, not a curated record. Gene Ontology annotation, molecular function: protein binding. NCBI's taxonomy places the organism in Eukaryota, Metazoa, Chordata, Actinopteri, Cypriniformes, Xenocyprididae.